Vanessa atalanta (red admiral) is the source of this 2540-nucleotide messenger RNA. RefSeq lists its product as uncharacterized. The record is from RefSeq and is a predicted model, not a curated record. The transcript has 5 exons. Lineage: Eukaryota; Metazoa; Arthropoda; Insecta; Lepidoptera; Nymphalidae. The coding region runs from base 151 to 1449 and encodes 432 amino acids.
UUAUUUUGACAUUUUAUUAUAUUUUAAAUACAUGUCGUCAACGUUCGACUCAAAUUUAUAAUAAAGUAAAAAAUAUUAAAUAUUCAUAUUUGGGAACGUGGAAAAUACUCAAAUGAUAUUUUGAAAAAAGAAACAUUUCAAACUUCAAUCAUGUUUAAAAUAUAUAUUUCAUUUUAUAUUUUAUUUGUUAAUAUUGCUCUUAACAAAUGCAAUAUGCAGAUAGGCCCAGAGCCCUGGGACUACGUGAAUAAUGUGAAUUCAAUUGUGAUUGACGAAGAUAUACCACCUGAUCUUAAAGACAAGCCCCAGAGGAAAGUACAAACCAACAAUAACAUAGCAAUUGGUGAAUGGUUUUAUAAAAGGAUAUUAACCAUUGUCUUAAAAGGGGGCCAAAUGAAGAAAAAUGAGGAUGGUUCUAUUGAUAUAUCACUGCAUAUGAAAUACAAUGAAGAACGUUGGAAUAUUCUUGAUGGUUAUAUCAAACCCAAUACUGCAUAUUCUGAAGAUAUGUACAGACGUUCCAUUGGAUAUAUAGAGGAAGCUAUAAUUAAACCAAGUAUCAGUGAGAAGAUUGUCUUUGCUUGGAGUGAAUACUUCCAAUACUAUUUAAUAGAAUAUAAGACAUAUAUUAUGUGGGCUGCAAGUAUUUUAGCAGGAGUCUUGACAAUAUUUUGGUUAUGGAAUCAUAUUUCACAUAAACAUGUAAUAAUAUUAGUGAUCAUUGGUCUUUAUUUAUAUGAAGUAUUAAUAUCUUAUAAGGAGGCUGAAAAACAAGAACUUGAUAGAUUCAUAACAGCUGUCAACACUUGCAAGUGGUACAUUUGGACAACAGACUGUCAUGUGCCACCACCUGACCCUCUUAUAUUCUUGAAACACAUGAAUCCACUCAAAAUUGGCAUUCGUAUGUUCACCACAUUGGUAUCAGAACCCAUGAUAACAAUUAGCGAAACCAUUAAAAUUAUUAUUCAUGGCAUUACUGAUGGAUUGUGGUUUCCAUUGAAUAAAAUAACGUAUGGAAUUCUGGUUGUUACUUUUAUGAUACUAAUGGUAUUUUUGCUGAUAAUGAUAAUAUUUAAUUAUAUUCUAAACAUUCCAUUCAAGUUAAGUUUUUUGGGUAUUGUGAGUAUUGGAUUAAAACAACGUAAUAGAAGCAUGCAAAAUACCAUUGUUCAUGAGCCAAUUGGUGCACCUCAAGGGGAAAAUACAGAUAGAAUUAGUGGCGAAAAUUUGUCGAAGCUCUUAGAAGUGUACACACGUGCAUUGAAUACUGUUAAUUCUUCACAAAUACAACAAAGAGGUGCACUACAAAAUUCCAAUUCAUCACUGACAUAUAAAUCAAAAUUGACCAGAUCAGCAAGUACAGGACGAUUGCCUAAUUAUGAAAGUGAAAAUUAUAAUAAUAACAAUAUUUUACAACAAUAUAAACAAAAUGGAAGUGGAGAUCACUGAUUAAAAUCAGUUUUUUUUUAAUGUGAAUAAUAAUGACUAGUACCUACUUAGCAUUCCAGUCAUCUGUAACAAAGUUUAUCUUAAUCUGUAGUCAAGACUUUAAAUCUUAGAUGUUAAAUUCUGCUUUAAUUUUUUUUAUUAAUUUAUAGUUUGUCUAGAUUUAGCUGUGUGUCAUAAAUUCCUUACUUAUUAAAGGAAUAUAAUUAAUUUUCGACUAACACUUAUUACUACUAUUUUUUCACUCAAAAUAUAUUUAACCUGGGAUAGUAUAAAAAUAAAACUUAUUUAAUUUUAAAUGUAAAUUUAAUUCGAAGUCUAAUCAAGUUAAUUAAGUAUUAUAACAAAUGUUUUUAAUAACCAUGUUUUUUUAAUAUAAUUUGUAAAUAAAUAAACUUUUUAAUGUUAAUUUUUAUUUCUUUUUUGUGAUGCUUAGUGAGUAGUGUUGUAAGAAAAUUAAAAUAUAUUAUCAACUAGAAAUAUUUCGUUCAGAUAAAAGAAGCAUUAUUUUAUUUUAAAAAAUGAUACAACAGUAUCUAAGUAAGAAGCAAAUUCUAAUCUCGAUUUAAUUUCUUACAUUCUAAGGCUAUUGGUCAACCAACAUUCGCAACCCCAUAAUUGAUAACAUAACAAAACAUUAUAAAUAUGUACAACUAUCACUUGUGGGUUGAUUUAAUAAGUUUCAUUAUAUACCUCUUGCACAAAUCCAGCUAAGCUUUAACCAUAAUAUUCGUGUGGCGCCACUAUACUCGACUAGCCUACUCUAGUUUAUCUAUAGAAUCUAUAUGGACUAAUCAAUGAUGAACCAUUUUAAAUUGAUGUGAACACUAAGUUAUAGUUUAAUUACUUAAAGUAUAAAUGUAGGCAUAGAAUUUGAAUGUCUUAAUAGUUAAAGAGAAAAUCCUAGAAUAGAUAAAGGUUAUGUGCUUGAAUUGAAGCAUUUGAUAUUCACUGAAUUCGUCACAAAUAAAAAAGCAAUUAGUUAGGAUAUAUGUCGAUUUAUGUGUAGUGUGUUAUUGCACUCAUCAGUUGUCAAAUAAUGCAGAUCAUUUUUAUUUACUUCAUUUUUUGACACUAUAUAGCUAAGUAAUAAA